Molecule: messenger RNA, 665 nt
Organism: Doryrhamphus excisus (bluestripe pipefish)
Lineage: Eukaryota; Metazoa; Chordata; Actinopteri; Syngnathiformes; Syngnathidae
Product: myelin basic protein-like
Molecular function (GO): structural constituent of myelin sheath
Source: RefSeq, a predicted model, not a curated record
GCCCCACCCCUCGCAAACAUCAUCACUACCAGCGUACCUAAAAUCAGGAAGCACUGACACGCCGCUGAUUUCUUUUCCUCGUUUUGUUUUCACCCACAUUUGUUUUCAUGACAUCAACAUCGAGACAAAACAGUGAAAGGUGGACAUAUUCCACGCCGACGACCACCGACUGACAGCGAGAUUCAGCUGUGGAUGCAAUUGAUGGUCUAACCGUGGACGCCUCUGUCAACAGCAUGGGCCAGCGUCUAGGAAAGAGGGAGUCACCGACAGACAACAAGGCCUUAUCAUCACCACCUGACGCCAAAGAGGGGACAAGUCCAGUGGGUCCAACAGCAACAGAACCUGAAACACAAGAUGAAGUCUUUGGAACGGGUGAGACAGAUACCAAACAGAACAAUGGCUGCAUCUCGGAGAAGCCAGCGGUGACUGACUCCACGGGCGCUGAGAGCCCCCACUCUCUCUGGACCCCCGCCAGCACAGCUGACCCUGACGCUGCCACACCGCGCCCCCACCUGGUCCGCCUCUUCUCCCGAGAUGCCCCGGGCCGGGAAGACAACACCUUCAAAGACCGACCCUCCGAAUCGGAUGAGCUGCAGACUAUCCAGGAGCACAACGGAGCAGCUUCAGAGUGCGGGUCGGAGAGCCCCGAACAGGACCUAGACUAG